UGAAGCAUGGUCGGAAAGAAGGGAUUUCCUUUGGCCGCGGUCAUCGUCGCCGCGUGCGUCCUGGAGUCCGUCCGUUCCGCCCUCGUGGCCCACUAUUACCUUCUCACCGUGGUCACGUUCGACACUUCCGGAUCUUCUCUAACAUGUACCAUCUACGAUGACGUGACAUCGGCUCAAAGGGACUCCCAUUUGGCCAGCCUCACGGCCGCAGGAUACACCGGGACCGCCGUGGACUUCGCGACGAUCUUGCAGGACAUCGACAACUGCACCCAGUCGGCCCCGGGGAAGGUCGACUCGACCAAGAACGGAUUCAGCGUCUUCGCGGCCAUCAAGCCAGGUACCCGUUGGUGCGGAUCGGGGGACAAAGCCGAUUCCUUCGACAAUCUCGGGAAGGAAUCCCAGGUCGAUCGAUGCUGUCGGGGCCAUGACUUUUGCCCCAUCUACAUUUCGAGCAAGACCACUAAGUACGGCCUCUACAACUCCAACUCCUUCACCAUGUCUCACUGCGACUGCGACACGCACUUCAAGAAUUGCCUGAAGAAGGUGGGGACCUCGAAAGCGGACAACACGGGGAAGACGCUGUUCGACGUGCUCAAGGCUUCUUGCGUCCAGUUCAAGAGCGGCACCAACAGCACCGGCGGAUGCAGCUUGGACGAUUACAAUUGUCAAGUGGCCAACAUCACCCUCGUCCAGCAAUCUCCCGUGUCUUACAAGAAUUCCCGAUGGAUCUGGCGAGGCUAUUACUAUGCCCCGUUCAAUUUCUGA
This is a messenger RNA of Darwinula stevensoni, 765 nucleotides long. NCBI's taxonomy places the organism in Eukaryota, Metazoa, Arthropoda, Ostracoda, Podocopida, Darwinulidae. The record is from the annotation of a GenBank genome assembly.